AAUUAGUAAAAGGACAUUCCACACGCGAAACUUGAUUUACAUUUUGUACUGCUGCUUAAUUCAACGAUUUGUUUGCAUUACAACAGCUGUAAUACUAUCGAUAGCUUAUAUAGUCCCGAUAGAAUUUGUGCAUUCAGUAAUUUUCCUUCAUAUGACGCAGCUGCCAAAGCUUCCUGCGGGAUUUUUAUAAUCAAGAGCAGAUUUUGUGACACACGUUCAAGAUGUCUCACGGCGGCUACACUCAACUGCCCAGCGGCAGCAACAACAGAGAUCAUGACCAGCAACAACAUUUAGUCGUGGACACAUAUAGGGUCCUCCACAAUAUGAAGAACAGUCUGGACCGUUCUAAUCAAAUUGCAAGUGAAACGGAGCAAAUAGGUACAGAGGUGCUUUCCGAUUUGGGAACUCAGCGGGAGUCAUUAUUACGCACUACAGACCGGCUGGAAAAUAUAGAUCAUGAAAUGUCGGAAGCUCAAAGAACUAUACGUAAAUUGAGCCGCAGUGUGCUUCAUAACAAAAUUGUUUUAAUAUUGAUUAUAGUGAUAGAGGUGUUAAUACUUAUUGGCGCAUCAAUUUUAAAAUUUACUAAAUUUUGAAAUUGUCAAAAUUAUAAUUUGGCUUUAAAAAUAAACAAUCUUCCAUUAAUUCGUAUGAAAA
Messenger RNA from Scaptodrosophila lebanonensis, 657 nucleotides. It is a transcript of the gene Vti1b, whose product is annotated as vesicle transport through interaction with t-SNAREs homolog 1B. Bases 222 to 596 code for a protein of 124 amino acids. Gene Ontology annotation, biological process: regulation of protein localization to plasma membrane; retrograde transport, endosome to Golgi; Golgi to vacuole transport. The transcript has 2 exons. The record is from RefSeq and is a predicted model, not a curated record. Gene Ontology annotation, cellular component: late endosome membrane; SNARE complex; Golgi apparatus. Gene Ontology annotation, molecular function: SNARE binding; SNAP receptor activity. Lineage: Eukaryota; Metazoa; Arthropoda; Insecta; Diptera; Drosophilidae.